AAAAAAAACAGUCACUGCUCUCUGUGGUGGAUUCCAUCGACUUCACCAACGGUCUGCAGCAACACGACUCUCUCGGCCUUCUCUAUCCACUGAAGACAUACAUUUGAUUCAAUUUGGGGCUCUGCUUGUUUCUCACUCUACAGUACACAAACAACACAUUGUUUACAAUUGAAAAAAGAUAUGGAUGGAAUGCAAAUAGCCCUUCCUGUACUUGGAAUUGUAGCAGCAGCAGCUGUUACCUUCUAUGCAGUCAGCUUUGCUGAGAUUAGAGAGAAAACUUUCAGAGAUUUAGAUGAAUCAGAAGAAUCUGAGAAUGAAGGAGGAUUCAAGUCAUCUCUUAGCUCAAGAGAAAGGCGUGCCAGAAGAAAGGCUGAUAAACAGUCCAAGCCUUGACCAUAUACAUCUUUCAUUUCAUAUACAUUAUUUGUUGCUUUUAUGAUAUCUAUUUUUAAUCUUUGUUUUCUCUGUCUCUCGCAUGGCUUUUUAGUGGUUCACUUUUGUUUUAUGCUUCUCUUUAAUGCUAUAUUUGGUUGGGGGACGUGGGAAGGGAUUUGAAAAUAGAAAGGAAAAAAAUUUGUGAAAUGUAAUUUUAUUUAUAUUUCACCUGCCUUUUCCUUUUCUGUUUCUAAA
Molecule: messenger RNA, 630 nt
Organism: Camellia sinensis
Lineage: Eukaryota; Viridiplantae; Streptophyta; Magnoliopsida; Ericales; Theaceae
Source: RefSeq, a predicted model, not a curated record